AUGCCUGGGUUUACCGUGAUCGCAGUUAGUAUGGAUAUUUUUGAUGGUCAGGAUACGACAAUAUCUGAUGAAAAGCAGUCAGACACCACACCCAAUGUCUCAGCGAGCCGGAUAAUUUCCUUGGAGUCUGAGAUUGGUUAUCAUACGAUUGAACGCAGCACAGAGGAGGAGGAGGAUACAGUUAAAGCUGUCCACAGCCAGCCCCAACGAUCUAGCUGGCUGCGUCUGAGUGCUGUUACACCAUUGGUAAAUAAUGUUAGUAUGGAUAUUUUUGAUGGUCAGGAUACGACAAUAUCCGAUGAAAAGCAGUCAGACACCACACCCAAUGUCCCAGCGAGCCGGAUAAUUUCCUUGGAGUCUGAGAUUGGUUAUCGUACGAUUGAACGCAGCACAGAGGAGGAAGAGGAUACAAUUAAAGCUGUCCACAGCCGGCCCCAACGAUCUAGCUGGCUGCGUCUGAGUGCUGUUACACCAUUGGUAAAUAAUGUUAGUAUGGAUAUUUUUGAUGGUCAGGAUACGACAAUAUCCGAUGAAAAGCAGUCAGACACCACACCCAAUGUCCCAGCGAGCCGGAUAAUUUCCUUGGAGUCUGAGGUUGGUUUGGAUAUUUUUAAUGGUCAGGAUAUGACAAUAUCCAAUGAAAAGCAGCCAGACACCACACCCAAUGUCUCAGCGAGCCCGAGAAUUUCCUUGGAGUCUGAGGUUGGUCUGAUUGAUUUUAAAAGUACAAAUAAAAGAUCAGAUCAGCAGUUGCAGAUUAAGGAGUUUAAAACCUCAUCAAGCCGCUCAGAGUUUUUAAGCAAGUGCUCAGCAAGCUCUAGACAUUCCUCACUGCCUGAAAAAAAUAAACCAAUUAUCUCAAUACCAGUUGUAAGACAUGCCACAGUUCCGAACGAUAAAGACAUAGUGGAAAUAAUGGAUGAGAAUCAAUAUAAAAUGCCCCAACCGACGCAACGCCGGGGUAGCUGGCAGAAUCAGACUGACCUCACACUAAUUUCACAUAUUCCUGGUAUGGAUGCUGCCGAUGAUGAAACAAUAAUAUCUAAAGAAAAGCCAUCAGGAUCGUUGUACCAGGACACCACAUUGAGCCAUGCAACACGCUCACAGAGUACCCAAGUCGAUGUGGCUCCUUCGGAAAGUGAAAAUAAAAGAUCAAAAGAUCAGCAGUUCCAGUCAAAGGGCUUUAAAACCUCAAGCAAGUCCCCAGUGCUCUCUAAACGUUGCCCGAAAUCUGCAAAGAAGACGUCAAUUAUCCCAAUACCAGCUGUUGUUCCAGAUACAUUAGAUGAUGAGGAUAUGACAAUAUUCAAUCAAAAGCAGUCAGACUCGACUCCGAGUGAUAUUCUGAAUACCAAGAUCUCAAAGGUGGAGGAGGAUGAAUAUAAAAUGGACAAUCUGAUAAGAAUAAACGCUAGUGUGCUUAAUUUAAAUACUCACUCAAAGACAACCAUUGAUCUGGUUCCAGAUUUCAAUGAGGAGGAUACAACAAUGUUUGAUGAAAAUGACUCCCAGGACUCACACUUGAGACAUAGCCUUGAAGGGAGUUCAAGGAGUACUGGAGAUUCAAUGCUGCCUGAAAAAGAUAAAUUAAUCUCAAAAUUCAAUGCAAGGCGUCCCUCGGUGGAUAAUUCUCCAACUCCUAGUCAUCUUCUGGGUGUAAAGAUCUCAGCUCUUGAUACUCAUGGAACGACCCUUACUGAAAACAAAGAAGAAGGGUGGCUGAAGGAGGCGAAAAGUAAUAUAUUUAGUGAUCUUGUGAGCAGGAAGGUCACAGCGGAAGAUAAGCUUCAAAAACCAGUACCCAUGAAGAUAACCAGCAGCACCACACAAUUUUCCAAUCCCUUCCCAGUGACUAGUUAUUUGAUUCCUGAGGUCUCCCAGCAACCGAAAACUUCAAGCAUUUUCUCAGCACGCACAAAAAGGUUCUCGAAGGAAUUUAAUAUUUCAGCGACCUCAAAAAACCCCGAAAGUAACGGCACAAACGACUCAACUCUUAUACAAUCUCAUUUUAUAUCUGACCAGAUCUUGGGUGUACAGGAUCAAGAGAUUACCAGUCUUCACCCAGAAAGCUCAAGUAAUUUCAAAAUUAUUGAUCUCCUUAAGAAUUCAAGUGACGCACAACAUCUGGAAGUCGGUCUGAUUCAACCCAGCCCAUCUGUUUCCAUGAUGGACUUGACAGAAGACCGUUUAUUAUACCCGUACAAGUCCUCAAGCAACUCAAAACAAUCAGAAAGAGCUCAUGAUGAGAAAUCAAUGAUCCUCAAUGUUCAGAACCCAGAGGUUUAUGAGCCUGAGAUUAAUGGGCCAGAGGUUCAGGGGCCAAAACUUGAGGAGCUCAAGAUUCAGAGAUAUGGAGUUCAGGAACCUGAGCCUAAAAUUCAGGAGCCAGUGCCGAAGGUUCAGGGGCCCAUGGGUCAGGAGCAGGAAACAGGGUUAACAAGGGCACAUGAUUCAGAAGAAGGGCGCGAAAAUGAUCUUGGGGUACCUGAUGCGCCAACGGAUGUGCUUGUGACAUUCACAAGCUAUCCAGAAGUUGCAGAACUACCUGAAAUUGUGGUAGUGCCCCUUAGGGCAACGAGCAAAGAGAAGACCCAAGGUACAGUUGAGGCCAAGACACUUAAAGCUACAAAAUGCAAACGUCAAAGGACAGUGAAGCGUGAAUUGACUAAACCUUCAGUCCACCCCCUGGCUGAGCAUGAGGACAAGGAUCAACCAGUCAUAGUGAAAGAUGAACCAGACAAAAUAAUUCGGGCCGCACUGGAAGAACUUGAAGUUGAAGAAAAGGCAGUAGAACAGAGGGUUUUAAAAUGCAGGCCAAGAAACUCAGUAGAGCCAAAAAAGAACCAUUCACAAAGAAACACUGACUCGCUGCAAACAGGAAUAAUGACGUUUCCAGUAACAAUGAUUUCAGGCCCACAAACCGAACCUAUGAGCUAUGCAGCCAACACAUCUACAGCCAGCUCAUUUUAUCCAGCAGGCAAGAACCAGUCCCAUCCUGGGUUACAAGAAUCCACCGAGAAGAAACAGCAACCUCAAAAUACUGUGGAAACCAGAAAGGCAUUUGGUUUCAGAAAAGAUGAGCAAGCCGCUGUACACAUCCUGCCGAAGGGUCUUGAUCUGGAUUCCCCUAUAGCGGAGACAGAUAGCAUUGGAAUUUUGAUUCCCUCGGUGCUGAAUGAACUGGAAGCAGAAGAGUGGAAAAAGAGCUUCAAAUCGGAGAGAAAGAUGCGUGGUUCUUCAAGAGAAAAUCAAAAGAUGCAUUGUUCAAAACGAAAAUCAACGAUUCGAAAAUUAGUGGUUGCAGAUCGACAGAAAAACAUCUUGUGCUUCUUGCCGCCUGGCCGAAAGAAGAUUACAAAAGAAGAUUAUCCAGUGGUUCUAAUACAAUCCAAGGAACAACAGACGACUCUUAUCACAAGAUCCAAAAAGGAGAGAGGAAAGUCGUGGAGUGAAGCCUGCCAUGUAGCAAAAUCUCAACAUUCUCCAGACAAGAAGAUUUUCAAGACCAAUGUAGUCAGAACAUCGGGGUCUUCCACAGGUGAUCCACUGACUGUGCAUGACCUUGAUGUGGAAUACCCUGCGGACAGCAAGUACAAACAGUUGGUGACUGCGGCACAGAAAGAGCUUGAAAUGGAACAGCAGCAGGAGAGUGUGCAGCAACAAAGCGAGCAGGAAAGCGGGCAGGAGGUGAACCCCAACAUCAGCAGGUCACACAAGGGGCAGGAGCAGAAGCCCCCAUCAUGAAUGCAGAUUCGAGAUGAAGAUGGGAAGUCUCAUCAGUCAUGUUCAACCCCAUAUGACAUGGAGACUUGCUAUGUUUUCCUCAAAACCACACAAUGCAGCAGAUGAAAGGAAAGUACACCAUAUAUCUAAAGUUCUGCAUGUAUUUAUACUCAUAUACAACCCUGCUUUACGUAUUUGUAAUAAAUAAAGCUUAAGACUAUU
Callorhinchus milii (elephant shark) is the source of this 3945-nucleotide messenger RNA. RefSeq lists its product as uncharacterized. The transcript has 23 exons. The record is from RefSeq and is a predicted model, not a curated record. NCBI's taxonomy places the organism in Eukaryota, Metazoa, Chordata, Chondrichthyes, Chimaeriformes, Callorhinchidae. Bases 1 to 3744 code for a protein of 1247 amino acids.